AUGAUUGUCAACAAUUAUUUCUAUGAAUACAUUUUGUUGGUAAUUCAUACUUGCUUAGUUUUUCCUCACAAUGAUUUUAUUUUUUGUAUUUUCAGACAUGAACGUAAAAUGUUUGAGAAAUACCAGAAAACAAUAAGAUCUAUACCUGAUAAAAAAGAUAGGGAAGAAAUAGACAUGUUGAAAAAUCAGAUAAAUGAACUUCAAGAAGAAAUGAAAAGGAAAGAAACGAGAUGGACGUCAAGUCAAACAAGAUUAAAAGAUAAACUAGAGUUAGUGGAGUUGGAGAAUAAAGAAUUAAAGGAUGAAAUAAAACUACUAGAGAAAAAGAGAAUCGAAUGGAUGCAGAAGGAAGCUGCUACUACAUCGUCUAUACACCUACAAAGGAAACAGAAGAUAAUCAGCCUAAUGUCAAUACCCAUCACAGUAAGUAACUUCACAGACCAUACCCUUUUAACCAGUUAUAAAUAUCUAACUAGGUCUUCAGAGAAUAAUUCAACCUCUUUAUCAACUUCCACAUCAGCUUUAUCAUCAUCAACAGCAACGACAUCAAGUGUACCGCGUAAACUAGCUUCUAGAUUGUUACUGGAUAAUCCCACCAUAGACAAGGGGAAUAAACAAUAUGAAGAAUCACAACACUCUGAUGGCAAGAUUGAAAGAAUAUAUAAGAAUGGUGCUAGAGAAAUAUUAUUUGCUAAUGGAACUCGAAAAGAAAUCUCAUCAGAUGGUCAAUCUAUAGUGGUAUCAUUUUUUAAUGGUGAUAUAAAACAGAUUUAUCCAGAUAAACGAGUGGUAUACUAUUAUGCUGAUGCCCAGACCUCACAUACAACUUAUCCUGAUAGCCUGGAAGUUUUACAGUUCCAAAAUGGACAAAUAGAGAAACAUUACCCAGAUGGAACCAAAGAAAUUACCUUCCCAGAUCAGACUGUAAAAUAUUUAUUUCCUAAUGGAUCUGAAGAGAGUAUAUUUCCUGAUGGAACAGUGAUCCGAGUGGAUGUCAGUGGAGAUAAAACUAUGGAAUUUCCUAAUGGACAGAGAGAAAUUCAUAAUUCACAGUUUAAGAGACGUGAAUAUCCAGACGGAACAGUUAAAACAGUUUAUCCUGAUGGUAGACAAGAGACACGAUAUUCCACUGGACGAGUGAGGCUAAAAGAUAAAGAUGGAAAUGUUAUUAUGGAUAGAAUAUGUUGA
Messenger RNA from Lottia gigantea (owl limpet), 1188 nucleotides. RefSeq lists its product as hypothetical. Gene Ontology annotation, cellular component: centriole; nucleus; centrosome. The record is from RefSeq and is a predicted model, not a curated record. NCBI's taxonomy places the organism in Eukaryota, Metazoa, Mollusca, Gastropoda, Lottiidae. The coding region runs from base 1 to 1188 and encodes 395 amino acids. Gene Ontology annotation, biological process: cilium assembly; centriole elongation. Gene Ontology annotation, molecular function: tubulin binding. The transcript has 8 exons.